This is a messenger RNA of Ananas comosus (pineapple), 965 nucleotides long. RefSeq names its product SKP1-like protein 1A. The record is from RefSeq and is a predicted model, not a curated record. Lineage: Eukaryota; Viridiplantae; Streptophyta; Magnoliopsida; Poales; Bromeliaceae. Gene Ontology annotation, molecular function: cullin family protein binding. The transcript is spliced from 2 exons. Gene Ontology annotation, cellular component: nucleus; cytoplasm. Gene Ontology annotation, biological process: SCF-dependent proteasomal ubiquitin-dependent protein catabolic process. The coding region runs from base 121 to 636 and encodes 171 amino acids.
GAAGUUUACUUUUUUGUUUUUUGUUUUUUGCGCUAUCUCGAUCAAACGCUAGGGUUUCGUCUAGGGUUUCUCCUCGUCCCCUUCCUCUCUCUCGACUCUUCCUCCUCCUCCUCCUCGUUAAUGGCUACUACGGGGGCAUCGGAUGGGGCGUCGGCGGCGAAGAAGGAGGGGCUGGUGACGCUGAUGAGCGGCGACGGGGAGAUCUUCGAGGUGGAGGCGGCGGCGGUGGCGGCGCUCUCGGUGACGAUCCGCCACGCGAUCGAGGAGGGGUUCGGGGAUCGGCCCAUCCCGCUCCCCAUCGUCGGCGCCCGCGCCCUCGCCCUCGCCGUCGAGUACUGCCGCAAACACCACUCCCUCGGCGGCGGCGCCGGCGAGGACUCCGCCGCCUACGACGACGAGCUCAGGGCCUUCGACCAUAACCUCGCCAAGGUCGACCGCGACACCCUCUUCGACCUCAUCGAAGCUGCUAACUAUUUGGAAAUAGAGGGUUUGCUAAAUCUGAUGUGCCGAACUGUCGCCGAAAUGAUGAAAGGGAAAUCUGUAGAAGAACUUCGGAGGACUUUCGACGUCUCGAAUGACUACACACCGGAGGAAGAGGAAGAAGUGCGAAGGGAGGUUUCAUGGGCCUUGGACUGAGGUUUGGCUAACUGUGAUCAUUUCUGCACUUGCUAGGUUUUCUUAGUAGCUAACUAAAAUGCAAGCCUGCAUUCUUGUUCUUGCAUUAGUAAACCAAAUUGUUAACUCACAGGGUCGAUUAAUGUCAGCAUGUAUAUUCUCAGACUCCUGAAAAUUUAGGAGUCAGAAUAUCUGCUAUUUCUUCAAUCUCUCUUUUUUGUCUUCCAUUUUGCCAAAGAUAAUGAUCUUUGUAAACAACUACAAUAUAAUUUCACAGCGAAUUUAUGAGCUGGAAUUUCUAAUGUAAUUGUACACUCUUGUUGUUCCAAAUGCUUCUAUUUUUUUUUUAA